Messenger RNA from Pediculus humanus corporis (human body louse), 922 nucleotides. Its product is annotated as CAVP-target protein, putative. The transcript has 4 exons. The annotation marks the transcript as partial. The record is from RefSeq and is a predicted model, not a curated record. NCBI's taxonomy places the organism in Eukaryota, Metazoa, Arthropoda, Insecta, Psocodea, Pediculidae.
AUGAAAAGAGGUAGUUAUAGCAAACCUUCUUACACGCCAACUUCUCAAACGACAAAACCAAGUUCUACCUAUGAUGCGCCGACAAAAUCAAAACCGUCAACGACCACCACGCCAACCACCCCCGCAUCUUCAUUCGAGACGUCACUCAGCAAAGCCGUCACGGAUGGUCUUUCCGGUAAGAAACCAUUGAAAAAAUACGGUGCCAAAUUGGAUUCGACAAGUAGUCCAUCGAGAUCUCGUAACACAACCAAAGAACUCAUUUUACCACCGGAUGACUCUUUGAUGUGCGCUCCAAAAUUCAUAAAAUCUUUGAAUGAUUUGACUGUCAACGAUGGAGACAUGUUAACAUUAAGUUGCACGAUUGAAGGUGAUCCCGAUCCUCAAUGCGAAUGGACAAAAGAUGGACAAAUUUUGAAUUCUUCAGACGUAAUCGAUCUUAAAUAUAAAAACAAAAUAGCAACUCUGUCGAUAAAAGAAGUUUAUCCGGAAGAUGAAGGAGAAUAUGUAUGUAAAGCUACCAAUUCGUUGGGAGUAGCACAAACCAAAUGUAAACUUACCGUUAAAUCUGUACCUGUAGCAAGCAGUCAGCAAAAAGGAAGUGACAAACCCCCGAAAAUUGUCGAUCAUUUGGUAUCGCAAUACGUUAAAGAUGGGGAUCCCGUCGUGCUUCAGUGUCGUAUAAUCGGUUCGGAAAAAUUCGACGUCGUUUGGCUUCACAAUAACAAAGAAAUAAAACCGAGCAAGGAUUUCGAAUACGCGCACGAAGCCAACAUUUACAAGCUUAAAAUAAACGAAAUAUUUCCAGAAGAUUCUGGAAUUUACACGUGCGAAGCUUUCAAUGACGCUGGAGAAUCUUUUAGCAGUUGCACGCUUAUCGUUCUCGGUACGCUAAAUAAUUACCAUCAUUCAUUUACCUUAACUU